Molecule: messenger RNA, 1008 nt
Organism: Fragaria vesca subsp. vesca
Lineage: Eukaryota; Viridiplantae; Streptophyta; Magnoliopsida; Rosales; Rosaceae
Product: tyrosine-sulfated glycopeptide receptor 1-like
Exons: 1
Coding region: 1-1008 (335 amino acids)
Source: RefSeq, a predicted model, not a curated record
AUGGUGGAUUUUUCCAGCAAUCGCUUACAUGGUGUGAUUCCAUCUUCUUUUUUCCAACAAGCUUGGAACUUGACUAGUUUCAAUGUCAGUAACAACACCUUUUCAGGUCCUAUCCCAUCCUCUAUUUGUCUUCCUUGUUCCUCGUUACGACACCUUGGUUUUUCCUUCAAUAAUUUCAAUGGUAGUAUUCCUCGUGGACUCGGGAAAUGUUCCAAACUGCAGGUCUUUCGUGCCAGUUAUAAUUACCUCUCAGGAUUACUUCCAGACGAUAUCUACAACGAUUCUGCACUUGAAGAAAUUUCAUUAGCUCGAAAUUCAUUUUCUGGAGCCAUUAAUGAUAAAAUUAUCAACCUGACUAACCUCACAAUACUAGACCUCUACUAUAACCAAUUUACUGGCGUCCUCCCUCUCCAUAUUGGUAAGCUCUCUAAGUUAAAACACAUGCUCUUAGAUUUCAACUAUCUUGAAGGAUCAUUGCCCCCGUCUUUGAUGAAUUGCACGAACCUUGUAGAAGUUCGUAUGGGAGCGAACAACUUAGAAGGCGAUAUUUCCACGCUUAAUUUCUCCAGGCUUAGUCAACUUGGUAAACUUGACAUGCGGAAAAAUAACUUCUCAGGUAUCUUGCCAAGAAGCCUAUACUCAUGCAAGUACUUGAAAGCAGUUCGACUGAGCUAUAAUAAUCUAGAGGUUCAAAUACACCCUGAAAUUAUUUCCUUGAAGUACUUGUCCUUCAUCUCACUUGGUUGGAACAAACAUUUGACAAAUGUGACAAGGGUAAUGAAGACACUGAUGGGUUGUGAACGUCUCGUCGUCCUUUCCUUGGCAUCUAGCUUUUUAGGUGAGGAACUUCCCGCUGAUCUUGGAACAUUUAACUUUCAUGGAUUCCAAAAUCUUCGAGUUUUGGAUCUGAGUUCAUGUAAACUUUGUUUUGGCCACGCCAGUAAGUCUGGGCAUGCAAAGUCUCUUUUAGUUGUUACGGGUGUGCCACCGCGUGGACGCGGAAUGUAG